CAAUGCAAAGUUAUGUUGUCUUUCUUUUUUUUGGUGUUAUGGUGUGUUUGUUUUAUAAUUUUAAUGUAAAGAACCAGACGUGUGUUAAGCCAUGUUGUGUCCACUGGGAUUAUUGUCACCCAAUUAAGAUAAUGAAAUAAACUUUGACAAAGACAUAUGGGCGUAUAACAGGUAAGAUGGCCGAAGUAAAGGAAGUGGAUAUUUACCGUGACACUCCUCUCCGUCUGCUUGGCUAUGCCAAUGAAGUGGGAGAAGCUUUUCGGGCCUUAACACCAUUAUGGUUUGUACGAUCAACAUACGGUGUAGCAUCUGCAUACGUGCUUGCCGAUACUUAUGAUAAAGCAAAAAAAACGAGUAAGCAACCAGGAUCCACUCAGAAGGCCAUCACACAUGCAGCAGUAGACACACUAAUUUGGCAAGCCCUGGCAUCAGUCAUCGUGCCUGGCUUCACCAUCAACCGGGUAUGUGCAGGGUCUCUCUUCACCAUGGCCCGAGCCAUACCAAAGGUGCCCCUCACCACUCGUAAGUGGAUUACUACAGCUAUUGGCUUGGGAUGCAUUCCCUUCAUUGUUCACCCAAUUGAUAAUGGGAUCCACUUCGUGAUGGAUAACUCAAUCCGUAGAUACAUGGAUCUGGUACCAAGGGAAGAGAAGCUAGAUUAGUUCAAAGCAAUCAGAUUAAAUUUCUGACUUUGCAUCAGUACGACUGCUCUCAACUUGGUAAUAGCCUUAUUAGUCACAGCGGUAUCUAAUUUUUUAGGGAGCAACAAUUUAUAGAGGUGAUAUACAGUAAUAACUGGUUUUUAUUAUUUUUCCAAACGUUUUGUUUUUACUAAGCAUUUAUAAAAUAAAAACAUUUGAUAAGGGUAGAGAGAGACAAUGUUUUCUCCAAGUACAGUAUUGUUUUACAAAUAGUGUACUGUAUAGGUACCUAUUGUGUAAGUACAAAUACUGUAAUGUAGAAUUGCUUUAAGUGGUCACAAAUGUAAUAGAAAUUGUUUGUGCACCAAACUUGUAUGCCCCCUAUAUUUGUAUACUGUAUAGGUACCAAUAUUAAAAUGAUUUUUUAUUGGCAGUUUAUUUGUUUCAAAUAAUUUAAUUUAUUCUAACUUUUGCCAUCUACAGUACAGUAUUGACAAUGUGUAAUGAAUCAUAAAAGUAUACUUUGUGAUGAGUUAAAUCAAGUUUUUACUGUAUAUAUUCAUCAUCAUAUAUGCUUAGGGCUUCCUAGAUGAAUUGAUACCUCAAACAAUAUAUUGGAAAAUAUUUAAGCUUCAAUAACAGUGAUAUUAGUCAUAAAACUUAGAACACAGACUAUCAGUAUAAGUAGAAAUUUUUUCUUAUUCUUGAGCUCACAUCUACCUAUAAUGACCUCGGGCUUUGAGGGCUUCCGCUUUCAGCAAACAGUCCACAAUAUGACACCUAGUACAUACAAAGGUGCCUUACUAUAAGCAAUAGGUAAUUUCUUUGUUUAGUAUUAAGAGGAAAUUAUUUUAUAAUCAAAUAUUUUAUUAUUUCACCAGUCUGGCUCAAUAACUGUGCUACCUCUGCCAUUAUUCAUUUGUAUGCAGUGAAGAGUGAUACACACACUGAAAAUGCCGUAUUUUCAGUUUAAGUAUUGCCAUGAUAUUGAUGGCCUUAUAUGGUUAUUACCCACAUGUAAAUGGUGUCUGGACAAAGCUGUGUAUGUACUACUAUACAGUAAUGUAUAAAGAAAAAUUUAAUUAAAUUUUUUUUAAAUAUUUUUGGUGCUUUGCCCUGAUCUACAUUGUUAUAGAUUAUUAUUUAUUAUUGUUCCUUACCAGAGAAACAAUAAGGUAGCUUUUAUUUGACCUCCAUUUGUCCAUCCUCCCUUUUGUACAUUUGUUUCUUUGUCUUUAAACAGCAUCAGUGAAUUAACUACUGCAAAAAUUUCAUAUACCCUGUACAGUACUGUACCUGUACUGUAUAUAUAUAUAUAAUAAAUACAGUACUAUAAGA
Molecule: messenger RNA, 1979 nt
Organism: Homarus americanus (American lobster)
Lineage: Eukaryota; Metazoa; Arthropoda; Malacostraca; Decapoda; Nephropidae
Product: mitochondrial fission process protein 1-like
Exons: 4
Coding region: 177-662 (161 amino acids)
Biological process (GO): mitochondrial fission
Cellular component (GO): mitochondrion
Source: RefSeq, a predicted model, not a curated record